Molecule: messenger RNA, 426 nt
Organism: Rotaria socialis
Lineage: Eukaryota; Metazoa; Rotifera; Eurotatoria; Philodinida; Philodinidae
Source: the annotation of a GenBank genome assembly
AUGGCUCAACCGAUAGAAGAAUCGUUUUUGGAUAAAUUACUUCGUACUCGUUAUCCACUGACGUAUUAUCUAAGUCGGCAACAACAAUUUGUCAAAUUCCAUUCAAUAACUCAAACUAUUGCUGCAUCAACUCCUGAACCUUCUGUAGUUGUGACAAAUAAAAGAAAAGUACCAUUGCCACCACCAGCAUGUUUCAAUGUACCUGAUACACUCGAUUUCAAUGGAACAGCACAUGAACCAGAUGAUGAAAUGGAUCGUAACAAUAAUCGAACCAAUGAAAGUAUUUGUGAUCUUACAAGUAAAAUUAAUUCAUCAAUUAUCAAACGUACAUCGGCUAUUCAUUUAGAAUUCUCACCAUAUGAACAAAAUUCACCAUUGAAUACAGCAAUACAUAAUGGUUUAAAUAUUAUCAAUAAAUAUAAUUAG